Messenger RNA from Aplosporella prunicola CBS 121167, 641 nucleotides. RefSeq lists its product as uncharacterized. Bases 25 to 516 code for a protein of 163 amino acids. The record is from RefSeq and is a predicted model, not a curated record. The transcript has 3 exons. Lineage: Eukaryota; Fungi; Ascomycota; Dothideomycetes; Botryosphaeriales; Aplosporellaceae.
AUCAACAACCAUUCAAUCGACACAAUGAUGUACAUCACCAGCUUUCUGAGCGUUUUCGCUCUUCUUGGCAGCACAGUAUCUGCCCAGGGCGAUGAGCCAGCAAAGACAUUCCAGAUUAGUACUAUGUCGGCCAACUCUGCAAGUGGCAGACCAGGCGAUUCCUUCCAGCACUGCCGCUUCCAGGUUUCGGAGCCGGACAACACGGCCGACAACACUACCGCCCUUUGCGAGCUGAGCUGGGAGCAAGGCUCAGCUGGUUGGCCGCAUGGACCCAUCCCAUGUAACUCAACCCUCUGGAGCUGGUACUACUCCCGCUAUGAAAACCGCACGGAUUUCGAUCUGGAAUUAGUACAUGGCUACCAGGAUGUGAUUGAUGGUGUGGCCUACUUCCACCGCAAAUUCGGUCGCGUUACGUACAAGCCCGAAGAGGCUACAUGCCAGUCGUCUUCGUCUGGCGUCAACCGCUGCAGUUGGCCUGCUACUGUUGCACCGAUCUACAACGAGACUGGAGUAUAGGGCCUAGCUGCAUCCCUUGCCAAAGACAAUGCAGGUACCUGGAAAUAGUCUAUCAAGUGAUCAUGAUUAGAUAGACUAAUGAAAACUGUUUGAGGAACGGUUCGGUCCUCAGGGCUACACCACCC